Molecule: messenger RNA, 1422 nt
Organism: Onychostoma macrolepis
Lineage: Eukaryota; Metazoa; Chordata; Actinopteri; Cypriniformes; Cyprinidae
Gene: ccdc59
Product: coiled-coil domain containing 59
Exons: 4
Coding region: 145-912 (255 amino acids)
Cellular component (GO): nucleus
Source: RefSeq, a predicted model, not a curated record
AAUAUGUUGCCCUCACAAAAAUGGCGUUUAGUUUGCUUAGUAAUGCCUUGCGACCAUCCGUACGUCAUUAUUGUGCGUCUCUACAUGACAAACAUCGGUUAUGUCCACAUACUAGUGUGAGCAGAUGUUAAGUUAACGUGAAACAUGGCACCUUUAAAACAAACCGCAAAAACUAAAGGUCCGAUUAAAGGAAAAUACUUAAAUAACAAAUUCGCACAUGGUGGUUUAUCACACAACGCCAAAAGGAAAAGAAAAUGGGUUCCGGAGAACAAAGUUUUUGAUGGUAGUUUAAAAGAAGGUCAGGGAUUUGCCUUCAAAAGGAAGGAGAAGAUAAAGCAUGAAUAUAACAAACUUCUCAGAAAGGAGAGGAAAAAAAUGCAACCGUCAAAAAUCCAGUUAGAGGAGGAAUAUCCCGAGCAUCUGAGACAUCUAUACCUGGCUGAAAAAGAACGACUAGAUGAAGAAGAACAAGAACAAAAGAAGAAAAGACUUAAAGGGAGAGUAGUAGAUGAAGAGACAGUGGCAGAUGAUGAACUAAAAACAGUGUUGGAUUCUCCUUUUGCUGAGAAACACAUCUCAAAUACAACGACUGACCAAACUACCGUCCCUGAUUCAGCUAAUGAACCAGCAGAGUCUGAAAGCUCCCAUAAGACUCCAUUCAUUCAAAGGAAGCAGAAAAUGUCAUCGUAUCAGAAGACAAGGCAAGAAUAUGAAAGGAUGAAGGAGGAACGUGCAAGAAAGAGAGAGGAGUUCUUGAAAGACAAAGCUCAGCGAGAGGAAGCUCUGAAGAAAUAUAAGGAAAAGAAAAUGGCAACAUAUCAGCUGUUGAAAAGAAAAACCAAGAAGGGUCAGCCCAACCUCAAUCUGCAUAUGGAGCUAUUGCUGCAAAAGAUUCAAGCUCAGCACAAAUAAUAUUUUUGACAUAUUUUUAUGAGUUGCAUUGAUAUCAAAAUAGAAGGCCAAAUACAUACUAAAAUACAAAUACUGAAAUUUGUUGAUACUGAAUUUUGCAAAGUAUGUAAACUUUCAUACAAAAAUAUUUCAAAUUACAAAAACAGAAGGCAGUGAUGCAUUAAUAGCAAUAUAAGAAACUCCCAGUAGCUCCAGCAGCUGUAAUAUGAUUUAAUGAACAGAGGCAGUGGGUGUGGUCAUUGAGUCAUAUGGCUCUUCCCAGUUUAUUUGACUCCUCCCCCACAUCGUCAUAGUCUGUUUUUUUUCAAACAAAAGCAAAUUCAUUUUUUCAUUGUUAUAAUUACAUUAAUAUUGUGUUUAAAUUGGGUUUCAAUGACAAAAAUAAUGACUGAAAGAAGAUUUUGUUAAAAGGUAACAAUAACCAACCCAACAUGUUUCUGUCAUCUUCAUUGCUGCUCUUCACAUCAUCAUACUCCUCCUGAUCCCCCUCUGAUACACGAGUGAAAUAAA